This is a messenger RNA of Ilyonectria robusta, 2261 nucleotides long. RefSeq lists its product as uncharacterized. The transcript is spliced from 2 exons. The record is from RefSeq and is a predicted model, not a curated record. Gene Ontology annotation, molecular function: protein binding. Bases 367 to 1938 code for a protein of 523 amino acids. NCBI's taxonomy places the organism in Eukaryota, Fungi, Ascomycota, Sordariomycetes, Hypocreales, Nectriaceae.
CUCGUCUUAAAUACCUCCUCCACCACCUUUUCGCCCUCGCCCGCUACUACACACCCGCACCACGCAACUUUCUUUUCCACCCUUGGCCUCCAUCUUGGGCCUCUUGAUUCUUCACUCGACCCGGCCUUGUUUCGAGACCAGCUACACCAUUUCGAAAAAGCUCUGUUCCCGUGUGUAAGUGUGGAAGCGAGGCACGCCAUUCUGGUGCGAGGGGAGGACCACAAUCGACACUUUACGCGUGCUUCUCAUCACCGCCUCGACACGCGACCAAGAGGACAUUUCUCGUCUCCACUGGCAACUGUCCACCGACAACUCCACUGGAAACUGUCCGACUCUCACAACCACCACACCACAACCACAACCACCAUGGACUCGAUAUCGCCAUCACCACGCCUCGGCAAGCAGGCCUCGGCCGAGCCCACGCUCCCCGCAAUUCGGCAAUCCCUCGCCGGAUCCAAACGACCAGCUCCGACUCUGCUGCCGCCCUUUGAGCCGCUCUCGUCGUCUCCUGGACUCCCUCGACCGGUCAAACGCCAAAACACCAACGCUUGCUCCGGACGCGCCCAUCUCAAGUAUCCCACGCCCGUGCCGACGUCCAGCACCGGCAUCCUCUCUAGCUCGCCGCCUCGGGCCUCCGCUCCGGAACGCGCUCCCCUCUCGGCCGUGCCCGGCGUCGAGCUCUCGGAAAAUGGCGAGACGCUCAUCAUGGGCCGCUCGUCCAACUCGUCUCACUACCAGCUCUCGGCCAACCGCCUCGUGUCCCGCGUCCACGUCAAGGCCCGCUUCAUUGCCGCCGCGAACCCCUUGGAGCCCAGCAAGAUGGAGAUUGUCUGCAACGGCUGGAACGGCAUGAAGCUGCACUGCCAGGGCCGCACUUGGGAACUGUUCAAGGGUGAUAGCUUCACCAGUGAGACGGAGGGCUCCGAGAUCAUGGUCGACGUGCAAGACGCCCGCGUGCUCCUGCAAUGGCCCAAGCGAGGAGCCGACUUGUCCGACUCCAGCUGGGACUCGCCCAAGUCCCCGACGCGCGGAAACGUGCUGCUCCAGUCUCCUCUCCGCCGUGCCGCUCGCAUCGCGUCACCCGAGAGCCCUACGCCCGUCAACUCCAGCUCCCGUCGCCUGCAGGCCCUUCUCCCCGGCCACCGAGACGGGAUCGACAUCUACGAGGACGAGCCCGAACUCCCAGCUCCCAAGCGCGAGAUUGUCGACGUCAACAUCAGCAUGCGGACCGAGGCCACGGCCAGCUUCACGAGCGAGCCCGACGUGGAAGAACACGACCCCGACGAGGAAAACGACCCCAUUGUGCACUCCUUUGGCCCUUUUGGCGCCGACAUCUCGUGCCGGCUGGCUUCGAUAACAACAAAGUCUCCCAAGGUGUUCAAGGGCCUCAAGCGACCCAACCCGCUCGUCAGCGCCCUGGCUUCGGACCUGUUUGCUCCUCGCUACAUUCCCUCAAAUCCUUGCUCUCCCAAGAAGCAAUCCUUUGAGUGUCCUGCAUCUCCCAGGAAAGAGCCCGUCGAGUUGGAUUCUCCCCUCUCCUCACCGCCCAGACUGCGAACACCCACCCCCGAGCUUCUUGCCGAGCCCAUCGAAAUCAACCCUGCUGUUGUAAACCAUGUCGUCAACCAGCUUGCCUUUUCACGGCUUUCCUCCACACCUUUAUCCACCAUUAUGCAGAACCUGCCCGCCGAGGAGAAAAAGGGCCUGACCAAGACGAUCCUCCGGGACUCUAUCGAGGCCACAUCGUGCAUUGGCGUCAUCGAACGUCAGGGCAAGGACGCUGCUGGCAAGCUCCUCGAGAGCGAAUACUACUACGUGCCAGAGCGUGACGAUGACCAAGAACGACGUGCAGCCGUCGACGGCCUUCGAAAGCCGAGUCUACGAGCAUGCAGAAAGCAACACAAGCAAUAUUACUGGAAGCGCCCCAAGGCUCUCUAAUCACCCAACGUACAUAUGACUCGGGCGCGUCGCGGAUGGAUGGUGGACUUUUGUUAUACCCAGGUUUCUUUUAUUGUUACAUACUACGACCAAUCCACCUCCCACGAGAUUUGCGGUUGCCUGCAUAGCUGAGGCGUCUUUGUUUUCACUUUCUGGAGGAGUUGGAGGGCAUUUUCUCAAGGGACGGAGAUCAAUUAGAUCUAGGGAUGUUUUCCUGGACGGGGCAUUUCAUGGCGAUGAGGGUCGGGACUUGUAGGAAGGCGGAUGUCAGGCAUGAUGAGGAGUAGAGGAGCAAUGAAUCUGUUACCAAUCAGACAUGGAGA